Molecule: messenger RNA, 613 nt
Organism: Centruroides sculpturatus (bark scorpion)
Lineage: Eukaryota; Metazoa; Arthropoda; Arachnida; Scorpiones; Buthidae
Product: protein ZBED8-like
Exons: 1
Coding region: 98-613 (171 amino acids)
Source: RefSeq, a predicted model, not a curated record
CUACAGCAUCUCUCUUAAUAUUGCAAAGAAAGGCAAACCGUAUACUAUUGGUGAAGAGAUUAUAAUACCAGCUAUAAAAGAUGUAAUUGAAAAUGUUAUGAAGAAAGACUCCCAACUAGUUUUAAAAUGCAUACCAUUAAGUGCCAAUACUGUGCAACGACGUAUCGAGGAAAUGGCCGAUGAUGUGGAAAGAACUUUGACCUCUGAGCUCCAGCAUUGUAAGUUUGCUAUUCAACUUGACGAAUCAACUUUCGGAAGUUCAAAUCUUCUCAUGGCUUAUGUUAGAUUUCAUAGUCCAUCCCUGAAUGACACUGUUGAUGAAUUUCUAUUUGCUAAAUAUCUUGAAACUGAUUCAAAAGGUGAGACAAUUUUUUUAUGUUUGCAAGAUUAUUUGAACAAGCACAACAUUCCUUUCGGGAAUAUUACCGCAGUAGCUACUGACGGUGCACCUGCUAUGGUAGGCCGUUACAGAGGAUUUUUCGUCUUUCUGAAGAAAAAGGUUCCCAAAGUACAUACUGUUCACUGUGUCCUACACAGGCAGCAUCUUGUAGCCAAAAAAAAACUGAGUGGAGAACUUCAUAAUACUCUAAAAGUGGUCAAUAAACAAAAUUAA